Molecule: messenger RNA, 3489 nt
Organism: Nothobranchius furzeri (turquoise killifish)
Lineage: Eukaryota; Metazoa; Chordata; Actinopteri; Cyprinodontiformes; Nothobranchiidae
Gene: kif20a
Product: kinesin family member 20A
Biological process (GO): microtubule-based movement
Cellular component (GO): microtubule; nucleus; kinesin complex
Molecular function (GO): ATP hydrolysis activity; microtubule binding; ATP binding
Source: RefSeq, a predicted model, not a curated record
GAGAAGCGCAUUGUUCAAAAAACGUUACAAGUCAUCGGGUAAAUUCAGUCAGCUGGAGCUCAGAGAGCAACGGUACUAGAUACAGACAGGUUACGCGAUUAGCCACAAUCUCGACGCUUUAUUAGUUUGGUUUAUAAAUAUUUUUACUUUCUAGAAGCGUUUGUUGUUCUAAUCACUGGAACCCAGCCGCUAAUUCCUACAAGCUUCUGCUGAAAGUAGAGCAUGGCACUGCCCCUGUCUUCCCCGUGUGGAUACCCUUUUGAGGAGGAGGAGGAGGAAUUACCUGUGUUUGAGUCUACGGUAGCAGAGAACGGCGGGCUGAGCAGACCACGUCUGCCUGAGAUAUCUGUCAUUUCCCCUGGCCUGGACGGUCAGCCACCCCUCACAAGCCAGAAUGUAGCAGCGAAACCCGGAGACCGUGACGACAGGAACUCAGAGAAGGUGAAGGUUUUUCUGCGUAUUCGUCCACUCACUGAUUCAGAAAGAGAGAAAGGAGAAGAGCAGGGUUGUGUGAUGGUCCAAGAUGAGGAGACUCUGCUGCUCAAAGCUCCACAGGAGUCUCAGAACAUGAGGGCAGCAGAGAGAGGCGUCUCUCAGAGCAUCCACAAGUUCAGCUUCUCCAAGAUUUUUGGUCCGGAGACGACUCAGCAGCAGUUUUACGAGGACACGAUGAAGAAGAUGGUAACCGAUGUUCUUAAAGGAGAGAACAGACUCCUCUACACUUAUGGUGUCACCAACUCUGGGAAGACUUACACCAUCCAAGGCAGCGGUCGAGAGACGGGCCUCCUGCCCCGGGCUUUAGUGUCUCUGUUCAGGAAGCUGCAGGGGCGUCUCUAUGGCGCCCUGGACCUGAAGCCAGUCAUGUGUCAGGAUGUGAGGCAGCUCAGCUCCAGUGAGAUUAAGAUGGAGGAAAUACACAGAGACUCUCUUCUGAAAGAGGAUGGGAAUCUUUCUUCUCGCCGCGCCGGAACCACGACAGUCUGGGACAGUGGCAUCGGAGGACUCUCUACAACUAGCUUCACCACUCAGCCUGAAGAUGCUAACACCGUGUGUCUGGAGCCGGACAGUCUGUCCCUCAGUGGGGGGGUGGACCUGGAAGAAGGGGUUCAGUUUUCCAUCUGGGUGUCCUUCUAUGAGAUCUACAACGAGUUCCUUUACGACCUGCUGGAAGCUUCGCCCUCCCAGCAACCCCGAAAGCGAGCGACGCUGCGUCUGAGUGACGACAAGCAGGGCAACCCCUACGUCAAAGAUCUGACCUGGAUCCAAGUCCGCAGCGCCGAGGAAGCUUGGAGGAUUCUGAAGGCUGGACGUCGUAGCCAGAGCUUCGCCAGCACCCACCUGAACCUAAACUCCAGCAGGAGCCACAGCGUCUUCUCAGUCCGUGUGCUGCAUGUCCGCCCAGAGGCCGCUUCAGGUCAGGCCAUGCACAUCAGCGAACUGACUGUGUGUGAUCUGGCCGGGUCUGAGCGCUGUAAGGAGCAGCGUAACGGUGAGCGGAUGAAGGAGGCCAACAACAUCAACACCUCCCUCCUGACACUGGGGCGCUGCAUCGCUGCCUUAAGGCACAACCAGAACAAGUUGCGACCCCCUCAGGUGGUGCCCUUCAGGGACAGUAAACUGACCCGGGUUCUGCAGGGAUUCUUCUGUGGCCGAGGGACCUCCUGCAUGGUGGUCAACAUUAAUCCGUGUGCAUCCAUCUACGAUGAGACCCUCCAGGCACUAAAGUUCUCUGCUAUCGCUACCCAGCUCGUCCACGGCCCGUCCACAAAGACCAGAGUGGCCUACAUCCUGUCGCUACUGUGCGAGCCGGCGGCUAACCGUGAUGGAAGCACAGUGAUGGAGGAAGAAGAGGAGGAAAGUGAUGUUGAAGAUGGAGAUAUCACGUUGUUGAAUAUGGAGACUCUGCUGCAGGUCAUCGAUGUGCUGAAGAGAGAAGUGCGCCGCCAGCGAGUGGAGAAGGAAGUCCUGGAGGCUAAUGUGAGGGAGGAGGUGGUCUCGGAGGUGAUGGUGGUCAUGUCUGACAUGCGGAAAGGAUUCAACGAGUCCUUGGAGGCUGAAAGGGCCAUAAUGGAGGAGAGAUGUGAGGACAGGAUAGCUAAUCUGCAGAAACACCUGAAGAUGUUCUACAGCCAGCAGCUUCAGGAGCGUGAUGAAGAGAUCAAGGAGUUAUCCACUGCCCUUGAACAGGAAAAGAGGAAGCACGAGUCUGUGCCGUCCACGGCCUCUCCUGUGGACUCGGAAGGCCCUCGGCGCUCUCACCGCCUCAUGUCUCAGGCCGAACCGAGGCUGCACGCCGAGCUCGAUCAGUGUCGCGCUGAACUUGAUCAGUGUCGCUCGCAGCUUUUCACAAAGACCCAAGAGCUGACAAAGCUGAAGAUGCAGCUAGAAGUUCCAGGUUCAGCUGGCGCCAUCACCAGUGCUGCUGACCGCAAGCUGCAGGAGGGCCAGAGGAACCUGCAGAAGCUGCGUCUGGAUUUGCAGAGGCUGGGAACCGAUCUGCAAUCUGGAGAACGAGCUUGUUGUCGUAACACCGGAGGGGAACGGCUGCGUCACACGCUAACGGCAGCAGACGAGACUCUGGCUAAGCAGAACCAGAUCCUGAUGGAGCUCCAGAACAACCUGACUCUGGUCAAGGCAGACUUGAGGCGAAAAGCGGAGACUCUGGCGGGGUGUGCCCAGCUGCCCCCUACGAGCUUCGCCGCUCCCACCACACCUGGUUCCUGCAAAAAGAGAGGCGGCACAGCGACCACCCCAGCUGGAAGCGAAAACCACCCUCCACAGAAACGGCCUUUCUUCCAGUCUCUGUUCCCGCCUCGUAAAUACAACACCCGCGUCGCCGAAGAAGCCUGCAUGACCCCGUACACGCGGAUCCUACGAUCACGCCAGCCAUCUCCUCCUCCCAGCCCUGUCCCGACCCCACGCUCUCUCAGGGGCAAAUACUGAGCUCCUCAGUGAAAAGCCUUGCUGCUGCUUAACUCUAUGGCAUUGCUUUAUAUUUGAGACUAUUUUUGCCGUGCAGUUUUUUAUCCGUAAUGCCAGUAACACGAUCAACGCUUUAAGGCAGGAGUGUGAAAAUCAGCCACCUGUCUGUGUUGCCUUCACUUGCAUCAGCGAUAAGUCAAACUAAUUUGUGUGGUCACAUUUAAUCUGUUGCAGAUUAAAGAAAGAUUUGCAUGUAACACAAACACAGCUACGGCGUCUAUGGGCUGCUGCUGGAGAUUAGUAUGACUCCCUCUGUCUCUGGAAGCACUUUUAUGUUUUAUCCCAGUGAUCCACUGCAUGUCUGAUUCUGUGGGGAUUCUUUUGUUACUUCGGUUUGUUUUUCGGGACUAAAUUAAACUUUUAUUUCUUAUUUGGGGGGGGGUGUGUCUGUGGAGUUUGACUGUAAAGAAUUAGAAAGUGAUUUGUAAAUAAUUUAGUCCUUUCUUUGUGCUGUCUGUCCUUUCCUUCAUCUUUAUUUCAUUUGUAUUAAAACAUUUAAAGGGACAA